ACUCAAGCGUGGCGCUACGCUGUGAAUAACAACAUUAUUAUUUGCGAGUAUGAAUACGCUUGGCUGUUGGUGGUGUGUGUGUGUGUGUGUGUAGUAAAGCGAUCAGCUAGUCCGUAAUCCAGUUCGGAGUUUGGGUACCCAUGCCCGCCACAGUUGCGCCCGUGUCGUGCUACUUACAAGACGUCUUUUACACAGCGUUCUCUCAGUUUUUCAACCAAACAAAUCAAAAUAAUUUACAAUACAACCAAAAUGGUUUCCGCAGUAAAAUCAUUGUUGGCUAUUGCCGUUAUCGCCAGUGUUGCAUGCUCCGCCUUUGCCGUGCAAUGCUACAUUUGCGACUCGGUCACCAAUCCGAAGUGCGGUCAGAAAUUCGAGGCGAGCGAUGACAUGAAAUACGAUUGCGCACGCGUAUCGCCGCCACGCUUCCUGCAGAACUUCUUCAACGUACACAAUGCCACCGGCUGCAUGCGGAAGGUGCUCGAUGUUCCCGGACAUCCACAGGUGAUCCGUGGCUGCUUCUACGGCGAUGUAUCGAAUACCCAAUCCGGCUGCCAAGCCGAUCCCUCAUUGCCAUUCGUGAAGCAACUGUCGUGCGAUGUUUGCAGUGGCAACCUCUGCAAUGGCUCCAGCGCCACAGUCCCGGUAGCCGCCGCCAUUGUACUCUUCUUCGCAUUGGCACGUAUGCUGUCCUAAGUUGUUGGGCCGCCACUGUACUAGUUGCUGUUUGACAAAUUACCAUACAAAAUUUAGCAUAAGACAUUUUCUUCUCUUACAAACGGCGAUCAAAAUCUCAAUACUGUAUUCUUAGUUUGUAGUUUUGUUUUAUUCGAUCUUUUUACCAAUGUAUGGCGCUUAAGUGCGCCCGGAAUUAUGCUACUAUAUAAAAAUACACUCGACAAGUAUGUAUAAUAUACUGUAAGUGCUAUUGUAUGUUUUUUAUUUUGUUAAAUAAAGUGUAUGUAUAUAA
This is a messenger RNA of Zeugodacus cucurbitae (melon fly), 967 nucleotides long. RefSeq lists its product as uncharacterized. NCBI's taxonomy places the organism in Eukaryota, Metazoa, Arthropoda, Insecta, Diptera, Tephritidae. Gene Ontology annotation, biological process: sleep; positive regulation of voltage-gated potassium channel activity; regulation of synaptic transmission, cholinergic. The record is from RefSeq and is a predicted model, not a curated record. The coding region runs from base 250 to 693 and encodes 147 amino acids. The transcript is spliced from 4 exons.